Molecule: messenger RNA, 1474 nt
Organism: Argiope bruennichi
Lineage: Eukaryota; Metazoa; Arthropoda; Arachnida; Araneae; Araneidae
Product: putative ammonium transporter 3
Exons: 7
Coding region: 107-1474 (455 amino acids)
Biological process (GO): ammonium homeostasis; ammonium transmembrane transport
Cellular component (GO): membrane
Molecular function (GO): ammonium channel activity
Source: RefSeq, a predicted model, not a curated record
CGACUUUUUAUAUCAUAUAUAACUCGCCUGAUAAUAUUUUUAAGAUGUAAAAUUUCUGUAGGGGUCAGUAAAAUAUCUAUUGUAGUUGCAAGUAUCUUUACGAGACAUGCCAUACAGCUGCAAUUUAUCAAGUGACGCCUGCGCUUUGCCUGAAAAUGAGAAACAGAGAAAAAUCACAUAUGACGAUGCAACAUGGGUUAUGACCAGUUCUUUCAUAAUAUUUACUAUGCAGUCAGGUUUUGCUUUGUUGGAAGCUGGAUGCGUUACACGUAAGAGCGAAGUGAAUGUGCUGAUGAAAAAUAUUGUGGAUAUAGUUUUUGGAGGACUCAGCUAUUGGAUGUUUGGUUAUGGUAUGAGCUAUGGGACUUCAAGAGGAACAAAUCCUUUCUUUGGUGUAGGAAAUUAUUUCGUUGAUACGCAAGAAAUAAAUAUGGGCUACUUAUAUACAACUUACAUCUUUCAGUUAUCAUUCGCAUCAACAGCAACAACCAUUGUAUCGGGAGCAGUUGCUGAAAGAUUCAAUUUCUCAGCUUACUGCAUAUAUUCUUUUCUAAACACGUUUAUAUACUGUUUACCGGCCGGAUGGAUAUGGGCAGAUGAAGGAUUUCUUAAUCAUUUAGGCAUUGUCGACAUUGCUGGUUGUUGUCCUGUUCAUCUUGUUGGAGGAGCUUCAGCUUUAGUGGCAGCUGCUAUGGUCGGACCACGAAAUGGAAGAUAUGAAGAAGGAAGGACGAAUGAAAAUAUUAAUUCUCCUACUAAUGCUAUGCUAGGCAUGUUCAUUCUGUGGUGGGGGUGGCUCGGAUUCAACUGUGGAAGUACUUUUGGGGUUACUGGAACGAAGUGGAAAUACGCUUCCAGAUCAGCGAUAACUACUAUAAACGCUUCAAUAGGAGGAGGACUAGCAUCUUUUGUUUUCAGUUUUCUCCAAUACAGAAAAAAAUUUCUGAUUUCGAACCUUAUAAAUGGAAUAUUAUCAGCUUUAGUUGCCAUAACAGCUGCCUGCGUUUUAUAUAAUCCAUGGGAAGCUCUACUUAUCGGUGCCAUCAGUUCUUUGCUAACAAACCUUGCUAUGCCAGCAAUUGAUGCCAUAAAGAUAGACGACCCAGUCGGUGCCAUACCUGUGCAUUUAGUAGGGUCAAUAUGGGGUAUGGUUGCUGUGGGUCUCUUUGUGGAAAAAGAUUCGAUGCUAGCUUUAAGCAAAGGAGAGGCAGGAGUCUUCCAGAAAGGUGGCGGCUUCUAUUUAUUAGGAAUACAGACCUUAUCAGUUAUAAUCGUCGGCGUGUGGAGCCUAUUUAUGACAUACAUCCUCUUACGUGUUAUUAAUGUAGUCGUUCCCCUGCGAAUAAAGUUGGAAGAUGAAGAAGUUGGAGCUGAUGCCGUUGAACAUAAUAUUAAGCAUUACAAAAACAUGGAAAUGAGGCAAUUUUCUUGCAAUUCUUCAUUAACGAUGGGGAGUUCGCCUUCCCUAAUAUAA